This is a messenger RNA of Schistosoma margrebowiei, 4066 nucleotides long. The record is from the annotation of a GenBank genome assembly. Lineage: Eukaryota; Metazoa; Platyhelminthes; Trematoda; Strigeidida; Schistosomatidae.
AAUUGAAGUUCACCUGACUGUUGGCGCCAAACAGGUGAUGACUGGUGUUCUGAAUAAUGUGUCUCACGUUGGCAACGGGACUUCUAAUGCUUCUAUCAAAGCAGAAGUAGAGGACGACAUCCCUUUAUCUGAAAAGUUAAAGCGAAGUAGGAUGCAUUCGUCCUCUAGCGAUGACGAUGAUAUUCCUCUGUCUGCCAAAUUAGCCCAGAUGUCCAAGAAGCCAAAAUUGGAACCUCCAGUUUCUCCACAGCCUCGUAAUAAAAGCCAAGGUGACCAAAGAAAAGAACAUUCAAAGUCUUCAAAUGAAAAGAUUAAAAAAGAAAAUACACUUAGUUCUCCUAGCAAAGUUAGAAAGCAUGAAAAACCUGAAGAGGAAGUUUGGAGGUGGUGGGAAGAGCAGAAGAAAGAUGACGGUGUCAAGUGGAAAUUCUUAGAACAUAAAGGUCCACUCUUCGCACCUCCUUAUGAACGCUUGCCUAGCUCUGUUCAUUUUCACUAUGAUUCCAAACCUAUCAAGUUAUCAGAUCAUGCAGAAGAAGUUGCAGGGUUUUACGCACGUAUGUUGGAUCAUGAUUAUACCACAAAGGAAGUGUUCAACCACAACUUCUUCCGUGACUGGGUGAAAACAAUGAAUGAAGAAGAACGUCGAACCAUUAAAUCCCUCAGCAAAUGCGAUUUCCGCGAAAUGCAUCAAUAUUUUCUAAAGUUAAGUGAAGAAAGAAAAAACCGAACUAAGGAGGAAAAACAGAAGAUAAAGGAAGAAAACCUGCAAAUUCAAAAUGAAUAUGGCUACUGCAUAUUGGACGGACACAAGCAAAGAAUCGGGAAUUUCCGUAUUGAACCUCCAGGCCUAUUUCGAGGCCGUGGCAACCAUCCUAAAAUGGGCAUGUUAAAAAAGCGCAUUAUGCCUGAAGAUGUCAUCAUUAACUGCUCAAAAGACUCAAAAGUUCCUGCUCCUCCAAAAGGUCACAAGUGGAAAGAAGUAAGACAUGACAACAGUGUUACUUGGCUGGCCUGCUGGACUGAAAAUAUCCAAAAUAGCUUCAAAUACAUAAUGCUGAAUCCAUCCUCUCGUCUUAAGGGUGAAAAAGAUUGGAAAAAGUACGAAACUGCUCGUUGCCUACACAAGGUAAUCGACAAAAUUAGAGCAGACUACCGAGCUGAUUUCAAACACAAAGAAAUGCGGAUACGUCAGCGAGCUGUUGCACUAUAUUUUAUCGAUAAGUUGGCUCUUCGUGCUGGGAAUGAAAAGGACGAGGAUGAAGCUGAUACUGUUGGUUGCUGUUCACUUCGCUACGAACACAUCAAACUCCAUGAAGAGUUGAACGGACAACCUUAUGUUGUUGAAUUCGAUUUUUUAGGUAAAGAUUCUAUUCGCUAUCAAAAUGCUGUAUCCGUUCCUAAACGCGUCUUCAAGAAUGUCAAACUAUUUCUGAAGAACAAAAAAGAAAAUGAUGAUUUAUUUGAUCGACUUAAUACGACUGUCCUGAAUCAGUAUUUACGAGAACUUAUGGAUGGUUUAACUGCCAAAGUAUUUCGUACGUACAAUGCAAGUCGAACUCUGGAAGAGCAGUUGGAACGGCUUACCAAUCCUGAUGAUCCUCCUCAUGCUAAACUUUUGGCAUAUAAUCGAGCAAAUCGAGCAGUUGCUGUUCUCUGUAACCAUCAGCGUUCAGUUCCGAAAUCUUUUGCAAAAUCAAUGGAAAAUUUACAGAAAAAAGUUCAAAUACCGUACAAUUCCUCAUCUUAUAUUGCAGAUCGAUGCAAAACGUGAGCAAAUUUCGGAAAUAACUUCUGAAGCUAAACAAAUAAAAGCAGAUUACAAAAAUCACAAACAAGCAUCCAAGAAGGUCGCUUAUGAAAAGCUGAAGAAACGCUUAGCAUCUGCUAAAGAGGCUUUAUCAAAAUUGCAGCUUCAAGCAACUGAUCGAGAUGAAAAUAAAGAGAUCGCUCUCAGUACAAGUAAACUGAACUACCUCGAUCCUCGGAUUUCAGUUGCUUGGUAAGAUGUGUUGUAUUGGUCUAGCAGAAUAUCAUUCAUUCAAAAGAUUAUAUUCCUUAUGGCUAUAUGUAUAUAUAAGCCUCUUCACAAUUUUCAGCUUCGUUUGACGUCUGGAAAAGGACGCUAGUAGUCAUUCAAAGCACCCACCAGGAAAUUGAUUUUGGUGAAUCGUUCGCAAAUUCACCACAUUAAUGCUCAAAUUAAAGCUCAAGUUUUCAUUUGCGUUUAUCAUAUUUUUAAAUGUUUGCUUAGGGUCAUUAACUAGUUUCUCUGUGUGAGAUGUUCCUCCAGAAUUUCGACACCAUGUAGAGUAUUUAGUAGAAAUAUUGACAUUUCUGAACAGACUUCUCAUCCUACUUCAAUUCAACACAUUCAACAUUCAUUUCAGACUUUACCUAUUAAACAAUAACAAAGAAAUAAGUACACGAGCUUAAAACAUUCCAUAUAAUUUAGAUAUCUAGUGGAUUUCAUUUAUGGAAUAGGUUGGAGAAUGUCAAACAAGUUUUCUGUAUUCUCGUUAACAGUGGAUUCUAGAAAACAGUGUAAAACAGUAGAUCUUAAACUCAGAACUAUUUAAUUCUUAUCUAUGUAUUUUCACUUUAGACUUCUUAUCAUAUCUACUCAUGUGGCGAGUUGAUACUUUCGUGGCACUAUAUUUCUCAGAUACGAUGGCAUCAGCUAUUGUUAUAGGUUCAUCAGAAAACACAAUUAACUAAUAAUUUCGUCAUGAUAUAUGUAAAAAUGUCCAGCACUGAACAGCCUAAGGUCGAAAUUCUUUCACACGUUUGUUCUCUCAUGGUCAAUAAGAACAUCAUUAAUACAACUUGUUCGGCCUACCAUUUGAAAAAAAUAAGCGAUCAUAUAAUCAUAGGUGAAUAAUUUCUAAAUUCCAGGCUUGUUCUACAAGCGGUAGAUGUUUAUUUUUCUGAAUAUAAAGUUAGACCAUUAUUGCUAUAGCCUGUUUAUACAAAUAUCACCUUAACUGUAGACCAUAAAGGAAAUACAUUGUGUUAUAUUAUUACAACCAAUUAUCCCAAUUUCAAUUUUCUCGGUUCCAAUCAGCUCCACAUGUGUUGAUCUUUGUUUUUGCUAGUUAUCUAUUUUCAAGUCUCAAUUAUUUUGUAUUCCUUUUAAAAAGGUGUAAAAAGUAUAACGUUCCUAUUGAGAAAAUUUUUAACAGAACUCAAAGAGAAAAAUUCCAAUGGGCAAUAGAUAUGGCUACAUGUGACUACAAGUUUUUAGACGUUGAUUCAGAUAGAAGUACAAAUAAACUCAAAGCUGAGGAAAGUGAUGAUGAAGAUAUGAUUGACGAUGAAGACUAAGCUAAAAAAGAAAAUACUUACAUACAAUGUUUUCAACAUUAGUCUAUUUCAUAAUCUUAAUUGUAUGAUUAUGUUAAAGUUGUUAACUAGUUCUACUCUAAUAUGAGUAAUUCUCCUUACGUGUAUUUUUGUCAGGUCACAAAACUCCAAUGUAAUUUUAUCCUGAAGCGUUUACGGCACAUUUUUGUCCUCUUAUGUUUUUUAUACUAAAUUGUCUCUUCUAAACUCUCAUCAAGUAUACUGGAAACCUUUUCAACAAAUCCAGACGAUUUCACUUUCUUGAUAACCAUGUAGGAAUUUUGCAAUGUUAUACUUAGUAUAUUAUGAUGUUAUAGUGGCAACAUAUACCACUAAUUAAUAAUAAAUAUUCGCAGCAAUAACUAUCUUUCGCCAUUCUUUGUGAAUGAAUAUAAUGUAUUUUCACGAAAAAUGAGUUUAUCAUGCCUUCAAAUCUUUGAAUGAAAUACAUUUUAUGACUCUGAAGGUAAUUGUUUCACUUCAGGAUUUCUAUUACUUUCCCGUUUUUCUUGUAUUAGCUUUAUCAUGCAUUCACUUAUUGUAUGGGAUCUAUGUACGUAUAAUUUAGUGUGAAGCCACAUUAUCUUUACUCGAUCAUUUGUGUUUUUAUGUAUUUAUUUAUUACUGAUUUUUCAUGAUAGUUCAUUUACGGAAACCUUGGUGUUAUUACAGUAAUGAAUUUUGUUGUAUUCAUUUUGAAUAUACUGUUCAUGUGAUAACCUGU